This is a messenger RNA of Aspergillus saccharolyticus JOP 1030-1, 1814 nucleotides long. Its product is annotated as glycoside hydrolase family 125 protein. The record is from RefSeq and is a predicted model, not a curated record. Bases 124 to 1764 code for a protein of 546 amino acids. Gene Ontology annotation, biological process: carbohydrate metabolic process. The transcript has 3 exons. Lineage: Eukaryota; Fungi; Ascomycota; Eurotiomycetes; Eurotiales; Aspergillaceae.
GUGCUUUCCCACCAUGUCUCUUCUCUUUUCCUCUUCUUCUUCUUUUUCUCUUCAUCUUGUUGACCUUCAUAUUCGUUUUCAUCCAAAUUACUUUUGGCGGUGCUCUGAAUAUCUAGACCUGUCAUGACGCGCUCUGCGGCCCUCAUCGUCGCUCUAGCAGCCGUUCUGGGCGUUGCAAGUGCUUCACCCCGCGAGGAACAGUCGAUUCUGCGUCGAUCUUGUCCCGAUUACCUCUCUUACUCCUCUGUCGGACAUCCCCCGUACAGCGGCGGUGCGUUGAAUCUGCCCUUCCAGCGACCUUCGGUUGAAUGUCGGACCUUCACAUCAUCUGCCGUUGAAACCGUCAUCGAAGAUGUGACAUCGCGGAUGGUCGACAAAGAUCUGGCGCAACUGUUCCGCAACGCUUUUCCCAACACCCUCGACACGACAGUUCGCUGGCAUGUCAACGCCACCCAGACAUCAACAACAACACCACCACCACCAACAGAUGCCCAGAAGCGGAAACGCGACGACGACUCAAGCCCUCAAUGGCAAGGCCCGCAAUCCUUCAUUGUCACCGGUGACAUCAGCGCCGAAUGGCUACGCGACUCAACCAACCAGCUAACUGGCUACCAAGCCCUCGCACCGAAGGACCCUGCCCUACACAACCUCAUCCUCGGCGCCAUCAACACGCAGGUCGAAUACGUGAUCCAGUCGCCCUACUGCAACGCCUUCCAGCCCCCGUCUGCCAGCGGCAUCCAGCCAUCCAGCAGCAGCCAGCAGGACACCGUCACCCCGCCGUACAACUCGUCCGUGGUCUUCGAAUGCAAGUACGAGCUCGACUCCCUCGCCAACUUCCUAGCGCUGGGCACGCAGUUCCACGCCGCCACCAACUCCACGCAAUUCCUGACGCCGCGCUGGUACCGCGCCCUCGACACCCUUUUGCGGGUGCUCGACGCCCAAUCCCAGCCGACCUUCACCCCCGCCCACCAGUUCGUCACAAACGAGUACACCUUCCAGCGCCAGACCACCCUCGGCACCGAGACCCUCGUCCUCGCCGGCGUCGGCAACCCGCUCAACCGCGGCACGGGCCUCAUCCGCAGCGCCUUCCGGCCCAGCGACGAUGCCACCAUCUUGGGGUUCUUCAUCCCCCCGAACGCCAUGAUGGCCGUGCAGCUGCAAAGAACCGCUGACGUGUUGGUCACCGCAGGCGGAAACGCAACCCUCAUCGCCGACCUGCGACGCCGCGGUGAGAACCUCGCGCAGGCCGUCCGCGACCACGGCAUCGUCUCCCACCCGGUCUACGGCAAUGUCUACGCCUUCGAGGUCGACGGGUACGGCUCGCGCAUUCUCAUGGAUGACGCCAAUGUGCCUUCAUUGCUCUCGCUGCCGCUGCUGGGGUUCGUCGAGCAGAAUGAUACCGUGUAUCAAAACACCCGCCGCAUGAUUCUGUCCUCGGAUGGGAAUCCGUAUUUUCUGACUGGGUCGGCGUUUCAUGGGAUUGGUGGGCCGCAUAUUGGCCUGCAAAACGCAUGGCCCAUGUCCCUCCUCGUCCAGGCCAUGACAACAGACAACGAGACGGAAAUCCUCGAGUGCGUGAACCUCGUGCGCAACUCCAGCCUGCUGGGCCUGGUGCACGAGUCCAUCAACGUGAACAAUAUCUCGACGUACACGCGGCCAUGGUUCGCGUGGGCGAAUUCCGUGUUUGCGCAGACGAUCCUCAAGCUCGCGGCGGAGAGGCCGGCGCUGGUUUUUGGGGAGGGGGCGGAGGCGUAUGUUCCUUGAGCGGUUGGGAACUUGCUUGAUUGAUUGGGGGGGUAUGGGGUGUGGGAUAG